Molecule: messenger RNA, 1913 nt
Organism: Scylla paramamosain (green mud crab)
Lineage: Eukaryota; Metazoa; Arthropoda; Malacostraca; Decapoda; Portunidae
Exons: 2
Coding region: 635-1102 (155 amino acids)
Source: RefSeq, a predicted model, not a curated record
GAUACACCACUAGUUUUAACAUAUUUGAAUUCUUGCCUUAAAAUAAUGAAAAGUUGUACGAAGGAAACAAGAUAUGAAGCGAAUAUUUUUGAGGAUUGGAGACCGCACAACGAGCUAGUUGGAGCUACUGACGCUUUGUUAACCCUGAAAUGACCACCCACCCUCAUCCCUUCCUCCCUUCUCUCCUGGUUGAUCAAGAUGGACUAGAAAUUAGGACCUGACUAUGAUAUUCUCUGUUCUGCAACAGUAGACUAUGGGCACCAGUUGUUUAUAAGCCUGGAUGUGUUUAUGUUGAAAACGGAUAGCAGUGACUAAACUCGAUUACUAAGUCUGACGAGGCAUGUGCGCAUUCAGUAAGGUUUGCCAUCACGAUAAGCUUCACCAACUAGAUAAAGAUGGUUUAUGUGAUAUCCACCUGGUACUAAAGCCACCUUGCGCUGCACUAAGUAAUCAUAUGAUGAGAUAGCUACAAGAAGAUGCUCCUAAAUCAUAGAAAUUUAAGUUGUUGAUCGAAGAAAAUAAUAUAUUGGUGGUAUGUACGAGCAACAGACCAGCGAGGAUGAGAAAUGGUGCGUGGCAGUGGUGAGUGGUGACCCUGGCCAGUCUUUGCUGGGGUGGUGCGUGAGGCAGAGUGAUGCAGGGCGCGCUGGUGCCUGUGAAGGACUUUUGGCACAGAAAUUUCGUAUCGUCAGCAUUGAGAGUUCGAGAGCAGCUGCUGGACAUGACGGAGCAGAAAUGCCACGUGUACCUCGGUGGGAUCCAGACCAUGCACUACAGAACAUUCGAAGACAAGAUAGGACUUCCAGGAAUGCUGGGCACUGUAGUAGGGGAUGUGAAACCCUUCUGUGGGAGCCGGAAGAUAGGACUUCCAGGAAUGCUGGGCACUGUAGUAGGGGAUGUGAAACCCUUCUGUGGGAGCCGGAAGAUAGGACUUCCAGGAAUGCUGGGCACUGUAGUAGGGGAUAUGAAACCCUUCUGUGGGAGGCAGGAGGGAUGUGUGACAGUGUUUGGAAGGCAGGAGGGAUGUGUGACAGCAUCUGGAAUGUGCAGGCUGGGUGUUGAAAGCUAUGGGUUAGAGAGUUUGACCUCCACUGAAGUGUAAGGGUGUUGGAACUUGUUAGGGAAAGGAUGAGAAGAGAAUAAGAGAAUAAGAGCAGGCAAGGAUGGAGUGAUGGAGUCUGUGACGGAAGGGAUAAGAGGUGAAUGAGAGAAUUUGAACAAGUAAGGAUGGAAACAAAUGAAGGAUGGAGUGAUGGAGUGUGUGAGGGAGAGGAUAGGAAGGGAAUAAGAAGACUUAAACAUGCAAGGAUGGAAAUAAAUGAAGGAUGGAGUAUGUGAAGGAGACAAGAUGAGAGAAAGAAAAUUAGAACAUUCAAGGUGGAAACAGAUAGAGGAUGGAGUGAUGGAGUGUGUGAGGAAGAGGAAGAGGACAAGGGAAGAAUCAGAGGGUUGGAGCAUGGAUGGAGGAAAUACAAGGACAGGAAUAAACAGAUGGAUAAAUAAAUAGAGAAAGUAAAGGAGGCUUGGAAAAUAUUAAACUGUUGAGGAAAUGUAGGAGAGCUGGAAAGUACUUGAUAGAAUAAUGACAUUACAAAAAGUAAUUAGUGACGUGACAGAUCUGGUGAUAUAAAAAGUUGAAAAUGAAUGAAAAUAUUGAUGAUGCUAUUGUUAAUGAUGUGUUGAUUGUAAUGCAGCACAAUCUGCCACCAGGAAAGCCUUCAGGUUGUUGAGAAAUGAGCCAAGAAUCUUCAGGGAGACCGCAUCAAACAGUAUGCUCAACGCUAACACCUAUAGAUAUGUGAGUAGUAGUAGUAGUAGUAGUAGUAGUAGUAGUAGUAGUAGUAGUAGUAGUAGUAGUAGUAGUAGUAGUAGUAGUAGUAGUAUUGUUGUUGUUGUUGUUGUUGUUGUUGUUG